This is a messenger RNA of Rhagoletis pomonella (apple maggot), 637 nucleotides long. RefSeq lists its product as uncharacterized. The transcript has 2 exons. The record is from RefSeq and is a predicted model, not a curated record. Lineage: Eukaryota; Metazoa; Arthropoda; Insecta; Diptera; Tephritidae. The coding region runs from base 65 to 469 and encodes 134 amino acids.
UAAAGUUUCAUUUGCCUGUGCCACUUCCACCCGUGUUUAUUAUUAUUAUUAUUACGACGAAGCUAUGUUGUUUUUGAAAGACACGGUCACGCCCAGACAGACAACAACAAACAUCGUCUCCCAAACGCCAGAAGUUCUCGGACAAGAACCAGAUAUACUGGAUACUUCCUUUGGAUUCCAAAUAGGCGAGAGUGGGAACAUUAUAAUAGAAGAGCAAGAAACCACUGCCCCAACGCCGGCUAAGAGACAAAAGAAAAAAAACGAUGAGAACGCCGCCUUUAACGAUCUAGUCAACGAAGUAAGUCAGUUUGUGGAUAGUCAAAAAAAAACACACAACAAUUUCUUGGGUGCGAUUGGCGAAGUGUUUGAGAAGGUCCCAGAAGAGAGCCGCCUAGAUUUUCAAAUGGAAGUACUUCAAUACGUCUAUGCUCAAUAUAAAAAUUAUAAAAAUUUAAUUUACGAAAUUUAAAAAUUUAAAUGACAUCCAGUUUGAAUUCAAUUUUGCGAACUUUAUAUGUAAUCUAAUUUAGUAUGAAAUCUGAUUUUGAUUUUGCGAAUUAAAUAUGUAAUCGAAUAUAUAUGUAAUAUAUAAUAUAUAUAUGUAAUGUAAUAAUAUGUAAUAAAUAUGUAAUCGAAC